AUGAACGUGACCCCGCCGGCAUCCCCGCCACCGCCACCGCUACCGAUCAAUUCGCCACUAUCACUGUAUCAGCCUUGUCCACCUGGGUUGAGAGGCGACGAUUGCAGUCAAGCUGCGUGCAACUCUACUUUCCAAGCACCGAGUCAGCGAUUUCUUGCUAGCAAUACCAGUCUGACUGGUUGCUCGACCUGUGCAGAUGGAUUUCGUGGUAUCAAUUGCAACGUAUGUUUCGGAGCUCAAUCAUGCGCUUCGCUGGCCAAGGAGUUGGGAGUAGGUGCAAACAAUAGCAGCAACCCUGCUGUAACGUCGACUUCAAGUGCUUUGGGCCAGGGUCUUGCUUUGUCCACCCUGUCGUGCCAUGCUCAACCUCGCGUCGUGCCAAGUAGUGUUCACUAUGGUGAAUGCAGCAUCGACAAUCCGACAUUGAGCUCAGUCUUUCCUGGUGCUCAAUUCACCAUCGCCAUCACGAAAGUAGGCAAUGACGGGCCCGGCGACUUUGCUGCUACUGGUCUGGCGCCUUGGGACGCCCAGGCUGGAACCGCCUUGUCGAGCGUGUUUUUGGACGGCAAACAGCAAUUCUACUGCCAAGCAAGCAGCUGCUCUGCCUCGAACACGACGACUCCGGUAUCUCAGCCCGAUGCGAAGUUCGGAACGGACAAUUGGACGUGCCAAGAUCUUACGUGCCACUGUAUUCCUGGAACGACCUUUUGCAGCAAGCCAGGCCUUCAGCUGGACAAGCUGAUCAACGGACUUGACGGAAACCUUUCGCUACCCUGCGACUAUGGUGAUCCUGCCAAUCCUUCGGCACGGACCACCUGCGCCUUCAAAUCCGCCACCAUCAUGCAAUUUCUAGGCGCGAAUGGAUUGCGACUCAACAACUGCUUGUUCGGAGGUUGCGUUUCGCAAAGCGCACUGCAGACCCUGUGGUCACAGGAAGCCGAAGCUGCCCGACUCAGCGUGAGGGGCAGUGGCAAACUAUCCGGCAAAGUCGCUGGCGCCGUUUCCGCUAUAGCCAUCUUGAUCGCUCUGGUCAUAGCUCUACUGAUGUGGGGUCUAUUUCUUCGUCGACGGGCCAUGGGUCAGCCUCGGCAAGAUGCCCCUGGAGCUCUGGGACUGCGUUGGACUAGUAUAGAGUACAAAGUCCGAUCCAGCUCAGGCCUACGACGUCGCGAGGUUCUACACAAAGAUAGCUCCACCAUCGAGCUCCAGGAGAUCGAUGAGGAUCCUGAAGUGCUGAACAACACCGGCGACGUGACGGUUUUGCAUCCCAUGGGAGGCGAGUGCGAGCCUGGAAGCCUCACGGUCUUGAUGGGUGCGAGCGGUGCAGGCAAAAGCAGCCUCGUCGAAAUUCUAGCUGGUAAAGCGAAGGAUGGGCUCUUCAGGGGCAGUAUCGCAUACACUGUUGCUAGUGGAGCGCUCCUUGGCGAGCCUAAUACCUGCGAUCAGCGCACGUUGGCCUUUGUCGACCAAGAUGACGCCCUUCCUGGCUAUCUGACAGUUAGAGAAGCGCUUGAAGCAGCUUGCCAAUUGGCACUGCCCGAGAACCGCACUCGCGAAGAGCGCGCACGUAUCAUCAAUGAUGUUCUCACGGUGUUGGGUUUGAUCCGCGUUCAGCACAGACUGAUUGGAAGCGCACAGAAGCGCGGAUUAUCCGGCGGUGAGCGUCGUCGCGUGUCGAUAGGAUGUGCACUUGUGGGUCGACCCCGGCUUUUGAUCUUGGACGAGCCCCUAUCAGGGCUUGAUGCCAUGGCAGCAAGCGCAGUGAUGGAUCUUCUGCGUAAUCUUGCCUCGGGCCCUCAUGGAACAACGAUCUUACUCACCAUACACCAGCCAUCGUCGGACCUCUUCAUGGCACCAGACCACGUCAUGGUUCUUGCGCACGGACAUGUUGUGUUUGAUGGUGUCCCAGAGCAGGCCAUUGACUUCUGUUCCAGGCGAGGCAUCAAUUUGAAGCCUGGCCAAGGCGUUGCCGAGACCCUUCUACAUUUGACAAAGGAUGGUCCGGAAAGUGGAAAGCGUAGCCGUGGUUAUUCUUCCUUUGUGCCCUUCUUUUGCACAAGCUUGGAGACUGGUCGUGAAAGCUCCGUGCCAGGGAAGCGCAUCAUCCACGAAGGCGUGCGGACGCAAGUGCUGACGCAAGUCAUGGUGUUGUGUCGCCGACUUUGGCUUCAAACCAAACGCGAGCCGACUGGCGCAGUUGCCCACAUCCUAGGAGCUGUGAUCCUUGGCUUGUUCACUGGUGGAGCUUUCUUCCAGGUCAAGCUGACCAUCGGGGGCUUCCAGAACCGUGUAGGAUCGAUGUUCUUCACUCUCCUCUUGCUAGCCUUCUCUGCCCUUUCGGCCGUUACCGGCAUCAAUGCGGCAAGGACCUUGAUGGAACGCGAGCGCGGCUCGGGAAUGUACGGCCCUCUGCCCUGGCUUGUCUCGCACCUCGCAUUCGACCUCUUCUUCCUGCGAGCCAUUCCUGCCGUCAUUCUGACAAUCAUCAUCUAUUGGAUGGUUGGUCUAGCGCACGAUGCCGCACGCUUCUUCGAGUUCAUGCUUAUCACGAUUGUGUUUGCGUGCGAUGCCGGCAUCACGAAUGCCAUUCUUGGCGUGCUGUUCCGAAACCUAUCGACUGCCAUUCUCUGCGCGGGACUUCUCCUCAUCUUCCAGCUCGGCUUUGCUGGCUUUUUGCUCAAUGUCAAGACUCUCCCCAAAGUGCUCAGGUGGCUUUCCUGGCUCUGUCCGAUUCGUUACGCCUUGGAAGCUGUGGGCACCAACGAACUAGAAGGGCUAUCGAUUGUUGACAACUUGAGCGGCGUAGCUAUCAACACCCCGGUCAGCCUGGUCGCGCCCGGGCUCUUUGGAUUCACAGACAACGCCUACUACAGGAAUCUUCUUGUUCUCGCCUUGGGCUUCUUGCUAGCCCACCUGCUCAUUCUAGGUCUUGCCGUGCACUACCUUAUGCGAGAACGUCGCUGA
Messenger RNA from Ceraceosorus guamensis, 2964 nucleotides. RefSeq lists its product as hypothetical. Gene Ontology annotation, molecular function: ABC-type transporter activity; ATP binding; ATP hydrolysis activity. Bases 1 to 2964 code for a protein of 987 amino acids. The record is from RefSeq and is a predicted model, not a curated record. The transcript is spliced from 13 exons. Gene Ontology annotation, cellular component: membrane. NCBI's taxonomy places the organism in Eukaryota, Fungi, Basidiomycota, Exobasidiomycetes, Ceraceosorales, Ceraceosoraceae.